Messenger RNA from Astyanax mexicanus (Mexican tetra), 4016 nucleotides. It is a transcript of the gene usp48, whose product is annotated as ubiquitin specific peptidase 48. The coding region runs from base 123 to 3290 and encodes 1055 amino acids. The transcript is spliced from 28 exons. Gene Ontology annotation, cellular component: nucleus; cytosol. NCBI's taxonomy places the organism in Eukaryota, Metazoa, Chordata, Actinopteri, Characiformes, Acestrorhamphidae. Gene Ontology annotation, biological process: protein deubiquitination. The record is from RefSeq and is a predicted model, not a curated record. Gene Ontology annotation, molecular function: protein binding; cysteine-type deubiquitinase activity; cysteine-type endopeptidase activity.
AUAUAUAAUUUAAAAACAGAGCGAAGGGCGCUAAAUACAAACACCCCCCGAAUAAAAUGUGAACAGUUCCGUUAUUAAAGCAGCUCCACUAACACUGGCUUCACCACAAAAACAAGCGCAGGAUGGCUCCUCGUAUACAGCUGGAAAAAGCUGCCUGGAGAUGGGUUGAUUCAGUGAGACCAGAGGACAUCACACAGGAACAUAUCGACUUAGCUUACAGGAUCGCUGUAUCCGCAUGUAAAAGGGGAACAUGCCGGAGGAACUGCAAAGGGAACCCCAACUGUUUAGUUGGAAUCGGGGAACAUUUGUGGUUGGGGGAAAUUGAUGAAAAUACCUUCCACAACAUUGAUGACCCAAACUCUGAGCGAAGAGACAAGAACACUUUUGUGGGCCUGACAAAUCUUGGUGCCACGUGUUAUGUAAACACCUUCCUCCAGGUGUGGUUCCACAACCUGGAGCUGCGCAGGAUGCUCUACAUGUGUCAGAAUUCCAGGGCUGAAGGGCACAACAUAGAGUCAGAUUAUGAACCAAGGACGAUAUGUGAGCACCUACAGUACCUGUUUGCACUGCUGCAGAACAGCAACAGACGAUACAUCGAUCCCUCGGGUCUGGUGAAAGCACUGGGGCUUGAUACGGGGCAGCAGCAGGAUGCACAAGAGUUUUCCAAGCUCUUCCUUUCCCUUCUCGAAGACACUUUAUCCAAGCAGAAGGACCCAAGCCUCCAAAACGUUAUUCAGCAGCAGUUCUGUGGGCAGUUUUCUUAUGUUACAGUAUGUAACCAGUGUAGCCGCUCGUCUGCUCUUCCAUCUCGGUUCUACGAGCUGGAACUCAACAUCCAAGGGCACAAAAACCUGACUGAGUGCAUCACUGAGUUCCUCAAGGAGGAAAAGUUAGACGGGGACAAUCGCUACUACUGCGAGAGCUGUCAGAGUAAACAAAGUGCCACACGACGAAUCAAGCUCCACAGCCUUCCACCCACGCUCAACCUUCAGCUAAUGCGCUUUGUGUUCGAUAGACAGUCUGGUCACAAGAAGAAACUCAACACCUUCAUCAGUUUUCCAGAAGUCCUCGACAUGUCUCCGUUUUUGGAAGCGAAAGAUGAGAAGUGCACAUAUGAGCUGAGCGCUGUGCUGAUCCAUCGCGGUGUGAGCGCCUACUCCGGACACUACAUCGCUCACGUACGAGACGCCCGCACCAACGACUGGUACAAGUUCAACGAUGAAGAGAUUGAGAAGAUGGAGGGCAAAAAGCUGCAGCUGGGAACAGAGGAGGAUUUAGCUGAAACUGUCAAAUCUCAGACCAGAAAACCCAAAUCUAGCAAAGGCUAUCACUGCUCCAGAAAUGCUUACAUGUUGGUGUAUAAACUUCAGAUGGAGGAGGCAGACCAAACUCAGAUCAACGUGGAGGUGCCAGCUUUCCUGCAACGGCUGGUGGACCAGGACAAUAAGAAGUUUGAAGAGUGGUGCAGCGAGAUGGCCGACAUGAGGAAGCAGAGUGUGGACAAGGGAAAAGCCAAACAUGUGGAGGUCAAGGAGCUUUAUGAGCUGCUGCCUGCACAAGACGGUGAGCCUUAUGAGUUUGUGCCUGUGGAGUGGCUAAAGGAAUGGCUGGACGACUCGACGGCCAUCAAGGCGAUCGACAACAGCAGCUUUCUGUGCUCGCACGGCAAACUGCACCCGGAUCGUGUUGGCGAUGCCAAGCGCAUAUCUCACACAGCUGCAGAGAUCCUUUACGGUCGCUACGGUGGAGGACCCAGAAUAGACCGAUCCUUUCUGUGUGGAGACUGUGUCACUCAACGAUGUCAUGUACUCCGACUUAAAAAUCAGCUUAAUGAGGACUACAGAGAAGUGACCAACCUCGCCAAAGCACAGCUGAAAAGUGGUGAUCCAGGAUUUUGGGUAGGGAAGGCAUCUCUGAGGCAGUGGAGGCAGCUUGCACUGGAACAGCUGGAGGAAGAAGAAGAGGAGACCAAACACACCAACUGCAAAACCAAUGGAGAAAAAACAUCAAGCAGUUCGAAAGAUAGUGUAAAAGAGAAUGAUGGACACACUGAUGAAAUGAAGAGUUUUAAUGAAGACAUUCUUUGCUGUCAUGGUGGUCUGAGUAUUCAGGAGACCGAGAGACGGCUGGUCUCGGCCGAGGUGUGGAGCAAACUAAAGGUUUAUUUCCCCAAAGCACCAGAAUUCACACAACAACAGGACUCCUGCCAGCAGUGCAUGAGACUGGAGCGAGAAGGUAAGGAGAAUGAGGCUCUGAACCGAAUGAUGGCCAGUGAACAGAAAAGCUCUCUGCUCAACCUCUUCCAGGAGAAAAAUCGCCCCACGCUGCAAAAAUGGCCACAGGAUACAGAUAUUCUGUACAUCGUUCCUCUCUUCUUUGUUGAUGAGUGGAGGAAAUUUAUCAGGAGGCCGGCAAAGUCCAAUCCAGUGUCCAGUGUGGGGAACAGCAUCCUGCUGUGUCCUCAUGGAGGCUUCAUGUUCACCUAUGACUCCAUGCUUCAGGGAGACGCCCAGCAUAUAGCUCUCCUCUGGCCUGCCGAGUGGGAGGUGGUCUGCAGGCUGUUCCUGGUGGAUCAGACUAUCUCCAUAUGCAGGAUUCGUGACCCGACGCAGGACAAUGGGAACGUACAGUACCACACCCAACCUGAGCUGUGUCGAGAAUGUCGCGAGGGCUUCAUAUUCCAGCAACAGAGGGAUUUGCGGGAGUACGCACAGGCCACUGUGUAUGUGCGUAAAGUCAUCGACAACAAGAGGAUGAUUAAAGAGGCUCCCCCUGAGUUCAGUAUGAGCGGAUCUGAGGCCGAGGAUGAGAAAGAAGAGCCAAAAGUGGAAGGAGAGAAGGAUCCAGACUUUAACCAGUCUCAGGAUGGGGCAAAGAGGCAGAAGCUGAGUGAGGGAUGUUCUGCUGUGGCGCUUCCCUCUGGUCCUCCCCCUACUGCUACUGCUACUGCUACUGUUUCUAUGGCAAAAUCGAGCAUCCGCAGGAGCAUGCGCCACAGGAAGCUGCGUGGAGAAAAAGCGCUGAUCGUUUCUGCCAACCAGACUCUGAAGGAACUCAAAAUCCAAAUCAUGCAUGCCUUCUCUGUGGCGCCGUUUGACCAAAACCUGUCUAUAGAUGGGCGGUGUUUAACUGAUGACUCCGCCACACUAGGAAGCUUAGGGGUGUUUCCAGAAAGCAUCAUAUGUCUAAAGGCUGAUGAACCUAUAGCAGAUUACGCAGCGAUGGAUGAUGCAUAUCAAGUUUGUUUGCCUGAAGAAGGAUUUAAAGGUACCGGGCUACUAGGGCACUGAUGGGGGUCAACAAUGACAACAUCUGUGUGAAGAAAAUUUCAUUUAGGUUUAGAUUUGUUUUGUUUUAUUUAGUUUUUGUCUCUCUUUAUUGUUAUUUUUUGCCUCGUAACUUAAUGUUGCAGCUCCUUUAAAGAGUGUCUGUCUUUGCAUUUGAAAUAAAAUGUGUUUGAUGGUUUUUAAUAUUCCGAGAUGUUGAUGCAUUCUGUAAGUGCAUAUACCAUGACUGUGAACAGAUACGGGUCGAGACUUGAACUGAUCUUUUGCGUCUUUUAAGUCCUUCUUUCGGUGGCAAUGUCCUGUUCCCGAGACGACGGCUUGGUGUUUAGGUGCCCAUCAUGUUUCAUUUGCUGGACAAAAAAGCAUUUCUGUAAAAGUUUCAUUUUAACAGAGUCACAUGGUUACACACUGCACUCACGAUCAGAUAUACAUAUAAUAAGAAUGCAUGAGCAACUUCAAUAUUAAACUGUAAGCCUAUGCUGAGCUGUAAUAAAACAUUUACCAAAAAUAAUAUUUAACUGACGUGAAAGCGAUGAAAGGAGACAAUAAGGCUGAAUAUUAUGAUACAUUUCAAAACAGGAAAAUAACAUAUACAAACAACAUAAUCCAUAAAACCUGCAGAUAGUUUAGAUCUGUUCUGCUAGUACUUGAAAUGUUAUGCGGGCAUCUGUGUGAACUGUUCUUCUUUCUGUAAUCUUUCAUAUGGGCAAUAAAGUUACUUUUUCCACA